ACUUGGGCCGUCCUGGGCGCGCCGCCUCUUCUGUCGCUGCCCCGCGUUCGCUCGCUGCUCGCCGGUCGCGGCGGGCGCCCCUCGCAGGAGCCCUCCGCUCGGCGGGCACCGAUGCCCAGGCUGCACGACCACUUCUGGAGCUGCCCCUGCGCCGGCGCCGCGAGGUACCCGAGCCCCCCGAGAGCCCGCGCCGCGAAGCCGGCCGCCGAGCCCGGAGACAUGAGCGCCGCCGCGGCCCAGGCCGCGGGCGCAGACCCCUCGCCAAGGGGCCCGCGGGCCGGGGCGAGCGGCCGCGCCAGCAGCUGGCACCAUUACCUGGUGCAGAGGAGCCUCGUGCUCUUCUCGGUCGGGGUCGUGCUGGCCCUGGUGCUCAACCUGCUGCAGAUCCAGAGGAAUGUCACUCUAUUCCCUGACGAAGUGAUUGCCACCAUCUUCUCCUCCGCCUGGUGGGUGCCCCCGUGUUGCGGGACGGCGGCGGCGGUUGUUGGCUUACUCUACCCUUGUAUUGACAGUCACCUGGGAGAGCCCCACAAGUUCAAAAGAGAGUGGGCGAGCGUCAUGCGCUGCAUUGCCGUCUUCGUUGGCAUCAACCACGCCACUGCUAAGUUGGAUUUUGCCAAUAAUGUCCAGCUGUCCCUGACCUUGGCAGCUCUGUCCCUGGGCCUCUGGUGGACAUUUGAUCGUUCCAGAAGUGGCCUGGGACUGGGGAUCACCAUAGCCUUUCUAGCGACUCUGAUCACUCAGUUUCUCGUGUAUAAUGGUGUCUACCAGUACACAUCCCCAGAUUUCCUCUAUAUUCGUUCGUGGCUCCCAUGUAUAUUUUUCUCAGGAGUCGUCACCGUGGGAAACAUAGGACGACAGUUGGCUAUGAGUGUUCCUGAAAAGCCACAUAGUGAUUGAGCCUUCAAACCCACUGAUUCCGAAGAAGAAGCAAGAUCUGGGAAGAAAGCUGUGAUAGUGGUUGUGAUGAAGAUGUUUUUUCCUAAAUACUCUAUUUAGAUUGGGCUGAGGACAAAUGACUCCUGGAAGCUAUGUUCACCUGGUCUAGAAUAGCAAACUGGAGACGAUGACUACUGACCUGGAAGUCUUACCUUGACCCAGCACACCCACACCUGUCUGCUGCGGGGCGUUUCCUGGCGGCUUGUGGGACUCCAGGCUGGGCCGUUUUCCCAAGCAUUAGGUUCAUUCCUGCUUUAAAAAACAAGUUGCCAUAUUUCAAAGCCUUGAGCUACCCCUUGAUUACCCACUGUCAGUUUGUGUCUGUGCCCAAAGGAAACAGGUUGACGGUGCUUGACGGAUGAGGUGUGGUAGAACAGGAGUGUUCAUCCAGAAGGUUUUAAAAUGGGGUUGUGUUUAAGAGAAAGGA
Messenger RNA from Sciurus carolinensis (gray squirrel), 1366 nucleotides. Its product is annotated as insulin-induced gene 1 protein-like. The record is from RefSeq and is a predicted model, not a curated record. Gene Ontology annotation, biological process: cholesterol biosynthetic process; SREBP-SCAP complex retention in endoplasmic reticulum; cellular response to insulin stimulus. The transcript has a single exon. Gene Ontology annotation, cellular component: endoplasmic reticulum; SREBP-SCAP-Insig complex. The coding region runs from base 112 to 900 and encodes 262 amino acids. NCBI's taxonomy places the organism in Eukaryota, Metazoa, Chordata, Mammalia, Rodentia, Sciuridae.